AUGGCGGCCGUGGCAGGCCCACUCUGCACGUGGCUCGUCGCCGCGUGCUUGUCUGCGGCAUGCGACGCCGAAGAGUCCAAGCAGAAGCAUUGCUGCCCCGCCGGAAGCGGCGUUGGGGGCGGCGUCAUGCUCGGCCAGCGCCGCCGCCUCGGCGCGCGGCGUCGCGGCUUGGCGCGCUCUGGAAUGGCUAUGGCUGUUGCCUUACAAGCUGAAAGAAGUGUCGUUGAAAAGAAGAAACCCGAUAUCAAACAAAGGAGGGUGGUUGUCACUGGCAUGGGUGUAGUGACACCAUUGGGCCAUGAUCCUGACGUGUUUUACAACAAUCUUCUUGAUGGUGUUAGCGGAAUAAGUGAGAUUGAGAGGUUUGACUGUUCCAACUUCCCCACGAGAAUUGCAGGAGAGAUAAAAUCUUUUUCUACUGAUGGUUGGGUUGCACCUAAACUUGCAAAGCGGAUGGACAAGUUUAUGCUAUAUCUAAUAACUGCUGGAAAGAAGGCAUUAGAAAAUGGUGGACUCACCGAAGAACUGAGGAAUGAGUUGGACAAAACCAGGUGUGGGGUUCUCAUUGGUUCUGCAAUGGGCGGCAUGAAGGUUUUUAAUGAUGCAAUUGAAGCACUGAGGGUCUCUUACAAGAAAAUGAACCCAUUUUGUGUUCCUUUUGCAACUACGAAUAUGGGCUCUGCAAUCCUUGCAAUGGAUCUGGGAUGGAUGGGACCAAACUAUUCUAUUUCCACAGCUUGUGCUACCAGUAACUUCUGUAUCCUUAAUGCAGCAAACCACAUCAGAAGAGGCGAAGCGGACAUUAUGCUCUGUGGUGGUUCUGAUGCACCUCUUAUCCCAAUCGGAUUGGGAGGUUUUGUGGCCUGCAGAGCACUUUCACAGAGGAACAGCGACCCAACGAAAGCUUCUCGGCCUUGGGACAUGGGCCGUGAUGGUUUUGUUAUGGGGGAAGGGGCUGGUGUCCUUGUAUUGGAAGAACUUGAGCACGCCAAGGAAAGAGGUGCAACAAUAUAUGCUGAAUUUCUUGGUGGAAGCUUCACAUGUGAUGCUUACCACAUGACUGAGCCACAUCCUGAAGGAAGAGGGAUUACUCUCUGCAUCGAAAAGGCACUAGCUGAUGCAGGGGUAGCAAGGGAAGAAAUCAACUACGUGAAUGCCCAUGCAACGUCUACACAAGCAGGUGACUUGAAGGAGUACGAGGCUAUCGUGCGCUGUUUUCGCCAGAACCCUCAACUGAGGGUGAACUCGACCAAAUCAAUGACUGGGCAUCUUAUAGGAGCAGCUGGUGGAAUAGAAGCAGUUGCUUCUGUACAAGCUAUAAGAACUGGUUGGGUCCAUCCAAAUUUGAAUUUAGAAAAUCCUGAGGACACCGUGGAUGUGGGCGUCUUGGUAGGAUCACAGAAGGAAAGAUGUGAAGUGAAGGUGGCGUUAUCCAACUCAUUCGGAUUUGGUGGGCACAACUCAUCAAUUCUCUUUGCCCCCUUUAAGUGA
This is a messenger RNA of Miscanthus lutarioriparius, 1491 nucleotides long. NCBI's taxonomy places the organism in Eukaryota, Viridiplantae, Streptophyta, Magnoliopsida, Poales, Poaceae. The record is from the annotation of a GenBank genome assembly.